Molecule: messenger RNA, 2373 nt
Organism: Stylophora pistillata
Lineage: Eukaryota; Metazoa; Cnidaria; Anthozoa; Scleractinia; Pocilloporidae
Molecular function (GO): ATP hydrolysis activity; protein binding
Source: RefSeq, a predicted model, not a curated record
CUUUCCACAGAAAGACUAAAGCUAUCUGCAGUAGUGAUUUCCUUGUUCCAUGGGCCUUUCUCUGUAUCAACAGCUGCCAAAGUUCUUGGUAUUGACCCAACAGAGGCCAUAGUUCAGCUAGAGGGUCUUGCAGCAAGACAAAUAAUUUCUGUUGUUGACGAGGAAGCUAAAGAAAGGAAAUAUGACAUUCACCCUAUUCUACGGAAGUAUGCUGAAAGUAUCAAGAAUCAUGAGGAUUUUGUUGCUCCUUACCUGGAAGCAAAAGGACGCUUUUAUGAACUCUUUAUGUCCAGGAUGGAGAAAAUUGCCAAACUCAUAGAGCCAGAGUAUGUCAGAGCAUUCCAUUUGUUUGAGACAGACAGAGGAAACUAUGAGUUCACUGUUGAUAUCUCCUUACAACCAGAAUAUUUCAGUGUUCCAGGUGAAUUCCGUGAGAACGCUUUGAUUGCAUCCCUUUUCAUUGCAAUGCUGAAUGAUAACCAAUAUAUCAUGGUGUUUCAUGCUUGGGCUGAGAUGUGUGAAGAUGAUGGAAAAGGAGGUUCCCUUGGCAGAGCGCAGUUGAAGUCCUGGGAAGCCAAGCAAGUUGCAGAUGUUGAUGGAACUGAGAGAGGAUUUGAAAUGUUGAGGGAAGCUCUGAAUUCACUGGAGAAAGUUGAAGAUCAAACUAGUGAAUCUUUUAUGCUUGCUAAGGGGUUUUAUUUGCAGACAGAAGGCGAAAUACUUUGGAGAAACAGAGACCACAAGAAAGCACUGGCAACUCUGGAGUUGUCCUUAACUUUCUCUGAACCACUUCUGAAGGAGCAUACUGAUAUUGCAAGGUGCUACAAUGCUAUUGGAAAUACCUUUUAUGCUUUGGAUCAGCCCAGCAAAGCUCUUGAGUUCUAUGAAAAAGCCUUUAAGAUGCAAGAGAAAUUAGCUGGCUCUGAGAAUCACUUUGACAUGCCAAUGUACAAGAAUCAGAUUGGAACUGCAUAUGAAGGCCUCAAAGAUUAUGAAAAGGCAGUUCAAUGUUACAAAGAUGCACUAGAUCUGCUGAAGGAACUUAAACUUUUAGGUUACGAGGACGAGGCACUCUUUUGCAGAAACCUUGCUAAUGCACUCAUGUUUCUAGAGAAAUAUAAAGAUGCAAUUGAACCUUCCGAGAGGGCUUACAGCAUAAGGAAGAAGCUUCUUGGAAAUCACCCACAGACUGUGCGUAGCAUUUUUCAACGAGGGGUCCUUCAGGCCAAUCUUGGACAUCGAAGAGAAGCUUUGCAUCGGUUUCUUGAAGCAUGGGAGAUGGAAAAGACACUGGGUGUAGGAAACCAGAGUGAGGUGUGGCGAAUGGUUAUCAAAGGUGUGGAAGACAUGUAUGAUUAUACAAUCACUAGAAGACUGAAGAAAUCAUUUAGAAAAGAGGUCUUUGAGUUUUGUCAACAUUUCUGGGAAGAACAGAGAGAUUCUCCACAGUUCUCUUUCAAUAAGUUUAACAAAGACAUCAUUGAUGCCUUAAAGGACUUCGCAGAUGACAAGAAAGACAAAGAUGAAGCAAGAAGGCAACAGCUUUGGUUCUAUGAGGAGAUGAACAAUGCCAGCGAGAAAGAGUUUGAAGAGAAGUUUGAAUUGGAAUCUGAUAGUGAUGCUCUCUGUGUCAUGCUGAAGGAACGAGAUAAUCUCUUGGACGAGUUAGUGAAGCUCUACUCUCAGCUUCAUGACCGCGACAAGCUUGUGAAAUACAAAAAGGACAAGUUGGCUUUGUACGAAAUGAGUCUGUUGAAAGCUGGUUUCCUUGGUAACAAAAAGGACGGGCUGGACAAAGCAUCAUUGAAGGGAAAGGUUGAAAAACUCUACAAGGAGACAAGACAAAAAGGAUCGAUCUUAGAAUUCCGACAGAGAUUGUUGGCUUGUUGGCAAACUCAGUGGGAAGAAGGGAAAAGCAAGGAAAAGACGAAGAAGAUUGCAGUUGAAAGGGAGACAAUAAUCGAUGGAGUUCUUAAUCUAUGCCAAGAACUUAAGGAAGUAAACAUGUACAGAAGAUAUGGACAAGAGGCAUUGAGCUUUUAUGAAGAAAUAUGGGAGAUGAAGCAUGCUGAGAUGAAGGACCCUGAAAUGAAAAAGCUUCUCCGUAAACUCAAGGAGUUGGCAUCGUCCAUCAGAGAUGACACGAGUGAGAAACUUUACAAAAAUGCAUUACAGGCACUUAUUGGAACUGGGAAACACCUGGGAGCUGUAUUAAGACCAAGAGCCACACAGACUACUCCCAAACCAAAGGAAGAGGAGAAGGAUAGUGAAGAGGAAGACGAGGAAAUUGAGAUAGACUCUGAGCAAGAGAUCGAGAUUGGCUCUGAAGAGACUAAGGUAGAAGAACUUUACAAGGAGACAGAACAGUCAUGA